ACCUUCAAAUGAGAAAUAAAUAAUAUUUCCAAACACAAACACCUCACAAUUGGAUUCACCUGAUCCAGACACACUCAGCUCAACAUGUCUUCGUCAUUCUUCAUCGAGAACAAGGACGUGGGUAACAGAGCAGGCACAGAAGAUUGGCGCAUCCGCGGCUACAACCCCCUCACCCCCCCGGGCCUCCUCCAACAUGAAAUCCCCCAAACGCCCGAGUCCAAAGAGACCGUCAUCUCCGGCCGCGACGAGUCCGUCGCCAUCGUGUCCGGAACCGACACCAACCACCGCCUCCUCGUCGUCAUCGGCCCCUGCUCGAUCCACGACCCGGCCGCGGCGCUGGAAUACUGCGACAAGCUGCUCGCGCUGAAGGAGAAGUACAAGGAUGACCUGCUCAUCGUCAUGCGCUCUUACCUCGAGAAGCCGCGCACGACGGUGGGAUGGAAGGGCCUGAUUAAUGACCCGGAUAUCGAUAAUAGCUUCCAGAUCAAUAAGGGGUUGAGGAUCUCGAGACAGUUGUUCGUGGAUCUCACGACUAGGGGUAUGCCCCUCGCUAGUGAGAUGUUGGAUACGAUCUCCCCGCAGUUCUUCUCGGAUCUGCUCAGUGUCGGCGCUGUUGGGGCCAGGACGACUGAAUCGCAAUUGCACAGAGAGCUGGCGAGUGGUUUGUCCUUCCCUGUCGGGUUCAAGAACGGCACAGAUGGCUCGUUGGGCGUUGCUAUCGACGCCAUUGGUGCGGUUAGACACCCACAUCACUUCUUGUCUGUCACAAAGCCGGGUGUCGUUGCUAUUGUCGGCACGGUUGGCAAUGAGGACUGCUUCGUUAUUCUGCGCGGUGGCACCAAGGGAACAAACUUUGAUGCGAAGAGCAUUGCUGAGGCCAAGGCUGCUCUGCAGAAGGCAGGUGUCAGGGAGAGAUUGAUGGUUGAUUGCAGCCACGGCAACUCUCAGAAGGACCACCGCAACCAGCCAAAGGUCGCGGCGGUGCUGGCUGAGCAGAUUGCCAAGGGUGAGACGGCUAUCAUGGGUGUUAUGAUUGAGAGCAAUAUCAAUGAGGGCAACCAAAAGGUUCCCAAGGAGGGCAAGGAAGGACUGAAGUACGGUGUGAGUAUCACUGAUGCUUGCAUUGGGUGGGACGACACAGAGUCCGUUCUCGCAUCGCUAGCAGAAGCUUGCAAGAAGAGACGUGAUAUUAUCAACCAGUCAAAGGCAACUGGGGGCAACUAGACACGGCGGCACAAAAAAUUAACGUUGAUUUAACGUGGAGUUUGGAUAGAGAGCAUGUAUUUGGUAUAAAACGAGGGAUAAUGGGAUCGACAAAAGUAGUCAGCUUCGGCAUAGCCUUCUCUAGUCUGUUAUGGAAGUUCGUUCAUGCCAUGGCAAGUGGUAACUUCAGUCCAACGUAAUACCCAACGAUGCCCAGCC
Messenger RNA from Pseudogymnoascus verrucosus, 1422 nucleotides. RefSeq names its product 3-deoxy-7-phosphoheptulonate synthase (gene ARO3). The record is from RefSeq and is a predicted model, not a curated record. Gene Ontology annotation, biological process: aromatic amino acid biosynthetic process. The transcript is spliced from 4 exons. The coding region runs from base 85 to 1224 and encodes 379 amino acids. NCBI's taxonomy places the organism in Eukaryota, Fungi, Ascomycota, Leotiomycetes, Thelebolales, Thelebolaceae. Gene Ontology annotation, cellular component: cytoplasm. Gene Ontology annotation, molecular function: 3-deoxy-7-phosphoheptulonate synthase activity.